Molecule: messenger RNA, 725 nt
Organism: Aphanomyces invadans
Lineage: Eukaryota; Oomycota; Saprolegniomycetes; Saprolegniales; Verrucalvaceae
Exons: 1
Coding region: 1-528 (175 amino acids)
Source: RefSeq, a predicted model, not a curated record
AUGCAUCGCAUGACCAAGGACGUGCCACCGACAGCGGCGACUAUGACAACGACAUUAGCAGGAACGGUGCGGUUGACCCCCGUCGGAUACCGCGGCCGGUGCAAGUACAAGUCGGGGCGGUGCCCGAACGAGCGCACGCUCAAGUACAACGGCGAGGAAAUCCACUCGUUGUGCGAAGAACAUCGCGUCCGACACAACCGCAACCAGCGAAAAGCAGACACGAAGCGGCGCAAAGGGUGCGUGGAUGGAGACAGUGUCAUGCCCUCUUGGACACCAACGUCGCCGCGGGCCGCGCAAGCAAUUACGGGCUGUCCAAUGUCGGCAAUGAACCACGAUGGGCUGUUCCACCAACCGUCGCUUCUGCUCGCUAACGGCAUGGACGACGACGCAUUCGCAAACAUCACGAUGGACACAGCAUACGUGGCGUCGGUGGACGACAUGGAUCUGUACUUCCAGGAAGACUACCCGACGUGGUCCAGCGAAGACGUCGCGAUUCUCAUGGAGUUUUUCGUCGAUUCCAAGUGCUGACAACGUGACGUCUCAGGCACCCCGACUAGACACUCAUGUUUGCGGGCUGCUCCAUUGUACAUUAACGAACUAUGAACUAUGUAUACUAUCCUCGCGCUGUGCGUCGGCUUGGACUACGAGCGAGCGCUCGAUGGAAUGGCACGCUUCGUCCCACGACACGAGGAAAACCUUUAUACUAUUAUACAAUCUCAUUUCUG